Messenger RNA from Lichtheimia ornata, 3531 nucleotides. RefSeq lists its product as uncharacterized. NCBI's taxonomy places the organism in Eukaryota, Fungi, Mucoromycota, Mucoromycetes, Mucorales, Lichtheimiaceae. Gene Ontology annotation, molecular function: protein binding; guanyl-nucleotide exchange factor activity. The coding region runs from base 1 to 3531 and encodes 1176 amino acids. Gene Ontology annotation, biological process: positive regulation of GTPase activity; Ras protein signal transduction. Gene Ontology annotation, cellular component: plasma membrane. The transcript is spliced from 7 exons. The record is from RefSeq and is a predicted model, not a curated record.
AUGGCCUCGUUUCCGAAAAUCAUUUGCCGAGUCAGGGCCAUUUAUCCUUUUUCUUCUAAAGAGCCAGCGUCCCUGAGCUUUGACAAAGACGACUACAUUGAUGUACUUGCCCAGCUGGACUCGGGUUGGUGGGAUGGAUGGUGUGGUGGAUCGCGAGGCUGGUUCCCUAGCAAUUAUGUCGAGAUCGUUGAAGAGAAUCCUGACGGUCCAAUGCCGCCAUCACCUGCUCCCACCAACAAACCCAAUGCAUCACCUCCUGUGGUUGAUCCCAAGCGAAGUGAUUUACGCCAACCUUCUCGACGCAAGCGCAGCAAUAGCACCACACAACAUCGUUUAUCAUUGAAGACGUUAAGUAACAUCUCAUCCAAUAUGUCUACACCUGUGCCACGACGCACAGCAGCAGCAACAACAACAUCGCCAUCACCUGUAACGAGCCCUAUUAUCAGCAAUGGAAGUAAAUUUGGAUGGACUGCAGCAAGCAAUCGCACUAGUAACAGCACUGUAUCCGAUGGCAGCAGCGUGUACAACUUGCCCGAGGGUUGGUCAGCACAAUUGGCUGAGGAUGGUACAACUCGUUACUAUUACAAUCAUCGCACUGGCAAAAUGCAAUAUGAUCACCCUGGCUUUGGAUUCUCUGAUGGCGAGUACGAUAGCGAAUACGAAGCAUCCAUGGAUGAUAGCUAUUAUUCUGAUGAGGAUUAUGAGGAUGAACGAUAUCAGCAUUCUCGUCUUGCUACCAUGCGACGCAUGUCGAAUCGCCUUAGUCUUGAUUCUUUGCCUGCCAAUGUUGAUACACCAGCCACUGCUUUCUCGGAUGAUUUCAAGCAACCGCCACCAUUGCAAGAAUCGGCUGCCAUGUCCCAUUGGGUACAACGUGUGACACCGCAGGGUCGGGCGUACUAUUGCAAUUUGGUGACACAAGAGACUACCUGGGAUUAUGGCGAGAUUGACCAAGCAACCGGUCGACUGAAGCAUCGCCAACAUGAUUCGGAUUCGGACAAUGACGAACCUAUUGGACGUACAACCAUUCACCAUAGCCGCCAAUCAUCCAAUCAUGCAGCUGAGCUAAGCAACCCUAGCAACAAUGGCGAUAGCACGUGUUCUAGCCCAACCACACCCACUCGAGAGGAACCCUUGACAUGGCAUAAGCUUGCUAGCACAACAGCUAUGGCCAUUCACCAUCUUAAUAUGGCUGCUCAACGUGGCGAACGUGACGCUUUUGUCGAAGAUGCAUCAGCUGUGGUGGUAUCCAUUCGUAUGAUGUUAUAUGCUUCAGGCAUGCUGGAUAAGGAUUCGAAUCAUAUGCAGGAUCGUAUGCUUCGUGAUCCACAUCGUGCUGUUAUGGCGGCUCUUUCGAAAUUGGUGCUUUCAGUAAAGACGGCUUCCGAAGGCUCACACAAACAAAUUCAACCCGAGAUGCUUCAUCGUGUUCAGCGGGAUGCCGGAGACGUAUUAGCAGCUGUACGUAGUUUUGUUACUGUAUGCCAAGAACGACGUGUCAAGGUGGAGCAAGUCAAGCCGCAGCUUAUGUUCGAUACCAAUUCAUCCACAACGCCACCAAGUGAGAGCCCUAUCCUUGUAUCUUCCAGCACAGCCGUUGAAUUCGAUCCUGAGGCGACACGUAUUGCUACCGGCUUGGGUCAAAAGUCAAAGUACCCUCUAAAUCAGGAUCUACUUGUCAGUUUACAAACCCAUGCGAACCAAGUAUAUGGCUCAACCAAUGCAUUGUGCAAGGCGACUGAGCUCAAUACGAACGAGGAUGGAAAAUCGCUUUCAAACGUGAUCCUCCUAUUUAGGAGCUUGUCAAUGCAAAUUGGCCAAUAUCUCAGCAUCCUUGAAGACAUUGAUUUGGUUAACAUUGAUGGAUCCAAGAUCCCCUCGCUUGGUGAUUACCUCGUCAAUAAGCAAAAAUUGUACAAUGCUGUCGGCGUGCUAUUUGGGGUCGUGCAAUCGCUCAGCAGCAACCGAAUGGAUACCAACCAAUGUGUUCAGGAUAUAAAUGAGGCUGUCCAAUCGGUCGAGAACACGAUCAAGUUGAUCCUUACCAACGUGGAUGAGAUGAUCAAGCAGCGUCGCAACUGGUAUCGACAACUCAAUCCUCGUGAUGAUGAUGAAAUGCCAAUGUCACCUGUAUCAGCACGCUUUGAUGAUUCCGACAGCGACGAUGGCGAGCUUUGCAAGGCACCCACUGAUAAAGCACGCAAAUUGAUGUUGUAUCAGCCACCUGUAGCACCACGAUCAGCAACAGAAAAUGGUGGUGGUGGUGGAUGCCUCGGCUAUGAUUAUCCACCCGAGGAGAUUGUGUAUGGACAAGAUGGCAAUAUCAAGGGUGGCACUUUACGAGCACUUGUGGAACGAUUGACUCUCCACGAUUCACUGGACACGAGCUUCAUUGCAACGUUCUUGUUGACUUACCGAUCGUUUUGUACAACCGAGGAGUUUUUGUCAUUGCUCGAACAACGAUACAACAUUCGCCCCACAGAGGAAUUGACACCAUGGGAGCUCGAAGAGUGGUCCGAACGUAAACAAAAACUCGUUCGCUUACGUGUCUUUAAUGUCAUGAAGAUUUGGCUCGAGAACUACUACAAUGACGAAGACCAAUUUAUUCUCAAUCGCCUUGAAUUCUUUACCAACACGGUGAUUCGUGAUACUUCUCCCUUCUCAGCCGACCAGCUCAAUCGCCUUAUUCGUAUGCGAAAGGAUCAGGAUGCUAAUGGCGGUCUCAAAAAAUUGGUACCAAACACGCUUCCAGGUCCCAUGCCUAUCCUGCCAAAGGAUAUUACGCGAUUGACUUUGAUGGAAAUUGAUCCCACUGAGCUUGCACGUCAAUUGACAAACAUGGAUUUCAAGUUAUACAGCAGCAUCCGUCCCAUUGAAUGUUUGAAUAAGGCUUGGUCGCAAGAUGACGAGAUGGCAGCCAGCAGUGUCAAACAAUCCAUUGACUAUUGUAAUCGCCUUACCUGCUGGGUGAGCGACAGCAUCCUUUCCAAUGAUGAGGCUAAGAAACGUGUUGUUGUGAUCAAAUACUGGGCUCAGGUAGCUAGUAAAUGUCGCAGCUUGAACAAUUACAACACAUGCAUGGCCAUCAUAUCAGCAUUUGAUACAAGCUCUAUUGGUCGUUUGAAGAAGACUUGGGAGCUUGUAGGCAGCCGUACAAGCCAAACAUUAGCCAACAUCCGCAGACUUAUGGGCGCCAAUCGCAAUUUCCAAGAGUAUCGUGAUUUGAUUCAUAGCAUCAACCCACCUUGCAUUCCUUUCUUGGGUAUCUAUUUACAAGAUUUGACGUUUAUUGAAGAUGGCAAUGCGGACUAUAUCCAAAAAUCGGCUGGCUUGAUCAACUUUGCUAAACGUGCCAAAACGGCUGAAGUUAUCCGAGAAAUCAACCAGUUCCAAAAUGCACCUUACAUCUUUACACACAUUCCAGAACUUCAGGCAUUUAUCAAGACCAACUUGGAAGGUAGUCGUGAUGUUGACAAGCUCUAUGAGCGUAGUCUUCAAAUCGAGCCUCGAGAAGUUGUUACAUACAACUAG